Molecule: messenger RNA, 4023 nt
Organism: Rana temporaria (common frog)
Lineage: Eukaryota; Metazoa; Chordata; Amphibia; Anura; Ranidae
Product: neurogenic locus notch homolog protein 2-like
Exons: 27
Coding region: 44-3883 (1279 amino acids)
Biological process (GO): maintenance of gastrointestinal epithelium
Source: RefSeq, a predicted model, not a curated record
AGUUGUAGUCGGUCCUCUCACUAGACCAGAUCGAUCUACCAUCAUGGCACCCAAGCUAUGGCUACUUCUGGUGACUGGCACACUUCUAGGACUUCAGAGCUUGGCCACUGAAAUUGGCAGCGGUGAGGAAGACCCCUCACUGAAUGAGUGUGGCGGUUCUCCAUUCGAUAGAAGAAAUUGCGGAUACCCCGGAAUUAGCUCUUCAGACUGUGCCAAGAGAGGAUGUUGCUUCAAUUCCAGUGUACCGGGGGUGAACUGGUGCUUCUAUAGUAACUCUGAAAAUAAAGCUCAGUGCGCUGUGAGCCCAGCCGACAGAACUGACUGUGGAUAUCCAGGAAUUCCUGAGAGCGAGUGCCAUUCCAGAGGAUGCUGCUUUAACUCAACUAUCCCUGAGGUUAAAUGGUGCUUCUUCUCAAAACAACUUAAUCAGGCUCAGUGCUUGGUAAAUCCGGCUGACAGAACAGACUGUGGAUAUCCAGGAAUUAGUUCUGAAGAAUGCCAUUCCAGAGGAUGCUGCUUCAACUCAUCUAUUCCCGAGGUCAAAUGGUGCUUCUACGCCAAUGGCUACAACACACCUCAGUGCUCGGUGAGUCCGGCUGACAGAACAGACUGUGGAUAUCCAGGAAUUAGUUCUGAAGAAUGCCAUUCCAGAGGAUGCUGCUUUGACCCAUCUAUUCCCGGGGUCAAAUGGUGCUUUUUCGCCAACAACUACAUUAACCUCCCUGACGAUAAGGCUCAGUGCUUGGUAAAUCCGGCUGACAGAACAGACUGCGGAUAUCCAGGAAUUAGUUCUGAAGAAUGCCAUUCCAGAGGAUGCUGCUUCAACUCAUCUAUUCCCGAAGUCAAAUGGUGCUUCUUCGCCAACAACUAUAUUAACCUCCCUGACGAUAAGGCUCAGUGCUUGGUAAAUCCGGCGGACAGAACAGACUGUGGAUAUCCAGGAAUUAGUGCAGAAGAAUGCCAUUCUAGAGGAUGUUGCUUCAACUCAUCUAUUCCAGAAGUCAAAUGGUGCUUCUACCACAAUGGCUACAAUAAGGCUCAGUGCUUGGUAAAUCCGGCUGACAGAACAGACUGCGGAUAUCCAGGAAUUAGUUCUGAAGAAUGCCAUUCCAGAGGAUGCUGCUUCAACUCAUCUAUUCCCGAAGUCAAAUGGUGCUUCUUCGCCAACAACUAUAUUAACCUCCCUGACGAUAAGGCUCAGUGCUUGGUAAAUCCGGCGGACAGAACAGACUGUGGAUAUCCAGGAAUUAGUGCAGAAGAAUGUCAUUCCAGAGGAUGUUGCUUCAACUCAUCUAUUCCAGAAGUCAAAUGGUGCUUCUACCACAAUGGCUACAAUAAGGCUCAGUGCUUGGUAAAUCCGGCUGACAGAACAGACUGUGGAUAUCCAGGAAUUAGUGCAGAAGAAUGUCAUUCCAGAGGAUGCUGCUUCAACUCAUCUAUUCCCGAAGUCAAAUGGUGCUUCUUUGCCAACAACUAUAUUAUUAACCUCCCUGACGAUAAGGCUCAGUGCUUGGUAAAUCCGGCGGACAGAACAGACUGUGGAUAUCCAGGAAUUAGUGUAGAAGAAUGUCAUUCCAGAGGAUGUUGCUUCAACUCAUCUAUUCCCGAAGUCAAAUGGUGCUUCUACCACAAUGGCUACAAUAAGGCUCAGUGCUUGGUAAAUCCAGCUGACAGAACAGACUGCGGAUAUCCAGGAAUUAGUUCUGAAGAAUGCCAUUCCAGAGGAUGCUGCUUCAACUCAUCUAUUCCCGAAGUCAAAUGGUGCUUCUUCGCCAACAACCAGAUUAACCUCCCUGACGAUAAGGCUCAGUGCUUGGUAAAUCCGGCGGACAGAACAGACUGUGGAUAUCCAGGAAUUAGUGCAGAAGAAUGUCAUUCCAGAGGAUGUUGCUUCAACUCAUCUAUUCCCGAAGUCAAAUGGUGCUUCUACCACAAUGGCUACAAUAAGGCUCAGUGCUUGGUAAAUCCAGCUGACAGAACAGACUGCGGAUAUCCAGGAAUUAGUGCAGAAGAAUGCCAUUCCAGAGGAUGCUGCUUCAACUCAUCUAUUCCCGGAGUCAAAUGGUGCUUCUUCGCCAACAACCAGAUUAACCUCCCUGAUGAUAAGGCUCAGUGCUUGGUAAAUCCGGCAGACAGAACAGACUGUGGAUAUCCAGGAAUUAGUGCAGAAGAAUGUCAUUCCAGAGGAUGUUGCUUCAACUCAUCUAUUCCCGAAGUCAAAUGGUGCUUCUACCACAAUGGCUACAAUAAGGCUCAGUGCUUGGUAAAUCCAGCUGACAGAACAGACUGCGGAUAUCCAGGAAUUAGUGCAGAAGAAUGCCAUUCCAGAGGAUGCUGCUUCAACUCAUCUAUUCCCGAAGUCAAAUGGUGCUUCUUCGCCAACAACCAGAUUAACCUCCCUGACGAUAAGGCUCAGUGCUUGGUAAAUCCGGCGGACAGAACAGACUGUGGAUAUCCAGGAAUUAGUCCCGAAGAAUGCCAUUCCAGAGGAUGUUGCUUCAACUCAUCUAUUCCCGAAGUUAAAUGGUGCUUCUACCACAAUGGCUACAAUAAGGCUCAGUGCUUGGUAAAUCCAGCUGACAGAACAGACUGCGGAUAUCCAGGAAUUAGUGCAGAAGAAUGCCAUUCCAGAGGAUGCUGCUUCAACUCAUCUAUUCCCGGGGUCAAAUGGUGCUUCUUCGCAAACAACCAGAUUAACCUCCCUGACGAUAAGGCUCAGUGCUUGGUAAAUCCGGUGGACAGAACAGACUGUGGAUAUCCAGGAAUUAGUGCAGAAGAAUGCCAUUCCAGAGGAUGUUGCUUCAACUCAUCUAUUCCCGAGGUCAAAUGGUGCUUCUACCACAAUGGCUACAAUAAGGCUCAGUGCUUGGUAAAUCCAGCUGACAGAACAGACUGCGGAUAUCCAGGAAUUAGUUCCGAAGAAUGUUAUUCCAGAGGAUGUUGCUUCAACUCAUCCAUCGCUGGGGUCAAAUGGUGCUUCUACCCUGAUGGCUACAGGACAAAACAGGAGUGUGGCGGGUCUCCAUACAAAAGAAGGAACUGUGGCUACCCAGGAAUCAGUGCUUCCGAAUGCGCCAGGAGAGACUGCUGUUUUGAUUCCAGCAUCCCUGGCGUGAAUUGGUGCUUCUACUCUCAGGCACUGGAUAGGGCUCAGUGCUCGGUGAGUCCAGCCGACAGAACAGACUGUGGAUAUCCAGGAAUUUCUGACAAGGAAUGCUAUUCUAGGGGAUGCUGCUUCAACUCAAGUCUUCCCGGGGUUAAAUGGUGCUUCUAUCCAAAUGGCCAAAAAAAAGCCCAGGAGUGUGGUGGCUCGCCCAAUCAGAGGAGGAACUGUGGGUAUCCUGGAAUUACCGCCGCUCAAUGCGCCAGCAGGAACUGCUGCUUUAAUUCCAGCAUCCCUGGUGUGAACUGGUGCUUCUACUCUCAAGCAGAAGAUAAGGCUCAGUGCGCGGUGAGUCCAGCCAACAGAACAGACUGUGGAUAUCCAGGAAUUACUGAAAAGCAGUGUUAUUCUAGUGGAUGCUGCUUUAACUCAUCUGUUCGUGGGGUUAAAUGGUGCUUCAAUCCAAAAGGCCAAGAUGUGUGUGGCGGAUCUCCCUAUCUGAGGAGGAACUGUGGAUAUCCUGGGAUCAGUGCCUCACUAUGUGCCAGUAAGAACUGCUGCUUUGAUUCCAGCAUCCCUGGGGUGAAUUGGUGCUUCUACUCUCUGGCACAAGAUAAUGCUCAAUGCUCAGUGGCUCCCAGUCAGAGGCAAGACUGUGGCUACCCAGGGAUCACUAUGAACGCAUGCCAUUCCAAAGGCUGCUGCUUCGACUCCAGCAGUCCUAAUGACCCAUGGUGCUUCACUCCACAGGUUAAAGGAGGCAAGAGUGGCACAGCUUGAAAAACCAUGAACUUUGUGUCUGGAGUUAAUGAUCUUCCCAAUUAAUUUGUUGUAACUUAUGAAGAAUGGAUUUUCAUUAUUUUACAUGAUCUAUUUAAUUGUUCAAAUAAUACUUCAAUAAAAACAUUUUUGGAAUUGUA